UCCUUGCAAGGAUUACAAAAAUCGUGAACGCAAGAAUCGUGCACGCAAAAAUCAUGCACGCAAGAAUCGUGCUUAUCGCGCUAAACGUGAAAUGCUCAUUAAAAAUCUUAAGUAUCUUGAUAAGCUAGCUGUUUCGCUUGAGCAGGAAUGUAUUCAACUUUCCUCAGAAAUAUCCUCCCUUAAAAGAGAUAAUCUUAUUAUUCAGUCUCUUCACCCUGUUGAAAUUAAACGAGCUGUUCAAGAAGUACCAUUUGUUGCUUUUUAA
Molecule: messenger RNA, 265 nt
Organism: Cetraspora pellucida
Lineage: Eukaryota; Fungi; Glomeromycota; Glomeromycetes; Diversisporales; Gigasporaceae
Source: the annotation of a GenBank genome assembly